AACCGAGCGAGGUGGAGGUUGGAAGGGCCAUACAUUCCGCACAGCUCAGUGGCCUCCCUUAUCAUCUUCUCUCACUCACUCACUCACUCUUUCACAAACACAUGGCUUCUAUCAUAGGCGUCUCCUCCAUUUACCAAACCCCCACUCUCGAACUAUACCAGAGGCCCACCGCUCCCUCCCUUAGGUUCCAAUGUUUGGACUCUAAGUCCCACUUCAACAACGUCCUUAGAGCCCACCGCCACUCCACCUUCAAAGCGGGCCUCAGGCCCACCCCCACCUUCGUUCCUUCCGCCGUCGCCACGCCCAAUUCCUCCCUCCUUAGUGAAGAAGCCUUCAAAGGACUAAGCGACGGCUUCGACCCAAACGACCACGACUUCCACCAAAACGCCCAUUCCGAAACCGCCAACCCCGACGAACUCGACAUUUCCAAGCUCCACUUGCCCACGCGCCUCGUCGAAACCCUCCGCACCCGAGGGAUUACGCACCUUUUCCCUAUUCAGAGAGCUGUGUUAGUACCUGCACUUGAAGGCAGAGAUAUCAUUGCUCGAGCCAAGACCAGCACCGGUAAAACAUUGGCGUUCGGGAUUCCAAUUAUUAAAGGCCUCACUGAAGAUGAACUUGCACCUUCUCACAGGCGGUCUGGUAAGCUUCCGAGAGCUUUGGUGCUUGCGCCUACAAGGGAGUUGGCCAAGCAAGUGGAGAAGGAGAUAAAGGAAUCCGCGCCUUAUCUCAACACUGUUUGUGUCUACGGGGGUGUUUCUUAUGUUACCCAGCAGAGUGCACUUUCACGCGGUGUGGACGUGGUGGUUGGGACUCCAGGGAGAAUAAUUGACUUGAUAAAUGGGAACAGUCUUAAGCUCAGUGAGGUUCAGUAUUUGGUCCUUGAUGAAGCUGAUCAGAUGCUUGCUGUUGGGUUUGAGGAGGAUGUGGAAGUGAUUUUGGAGAAUCUUCCAUCUCAGAGACAGAGCAUGCUUUUCUCUGCAACCAUGCCCAGUUGGGUGAAGAAGUUGGCGAGAAAAUAUUUGGACAACCCAUUGACAAUUGAUUUGGUUGGUGAUGAAGAAGAAAAGCUUGCUGAAGGGAUAAAACUUUAUGCUUUAGCAGCCACUGCUACUUCAAAACGAACAAUUCUUUCUGAUCUUGUAACUGUAUAUGCAAAGGGUGGGAAGACUAUAGUUUUUACACAGACAAAAAGAGAUGCUGAUGAAGUAUCAUUGGCAUUAACAAAUAGUAUAUUGUCUGAAGCACUGCACGGUGAUAUAUCUCAGCAUCAAAGGGAGAGAACAUUGAAUGGUUUCCGGCAAGGAAAAUUCACGGUACUUGUUGCCACUGAUGUUGCAGCUCGUGGACUUGAUAUUCCCAAUGUUGAUUUGAUUAUCCAUUAUGAACUUCCCAAUGAUCCCGAGACUUUUGUACAUCGCUCUGGUCGUACUGGGCGUGCCGGCAAACAAGGUACUGCCAUUCUGUUGUACACCAGUAGCCAGAGGAGAACAGUUAAAUCCCUUGAACGUGAUGUUGGCUGCAAGUUUGAAUUUGUUAGUCCACCAGCUAUGGAAGAGGUUUUGGGGUCAUCUGCUGAGCAGGUUGUUGCUACGCUUAAUGGAGUUCAUCCAGAGUCCAUUGAGUUUUUCACCCCAACUGCACAAAAACUGAUUGAUGAACAAGGAACGAGUGCCCUUGCAGCUGCACUUGCACAACUGAGUGGAUUCUCCCGACCUCCAUCAUCGCGGUCACUUAUCACCCAUGAACAGGGAUGGACUACAUUGCAACUAACUCGUGAUUCAGAUAAUAGAAGAUAUUUUUCAGCAAGAUCAGUCACUGGGUUUCUUUCAGAUGUUUAUUCUGCAGCUGCUGAUGAAGUUGGAAAAAUCCAUUUAAUUGCUGAUGAAAGGGUUCAAGGAGCCGUUUUUGAUCUUCCUGAGGAAAUUGCUAAAGAGUUACUUAAUAGGGACAUACCACCUGGAAACACCAUUUCCAAGAUCACCAAGCUACCUCCUUUGCAAGACGAUGGGCCUCCAAGUGAUUUCUAUGGGAGGUUUUCUGACAGAGACCGAAGUAACAGAAGAGGUUCUUCUUCCAGGGGAGGUUUUUCUUCUAGGGAUCGGAGAGGUGGUGGUUUUAAAUCCUCAAGGGGAUGGGAUGAUGACCAAGACUCUGAUGAUGACUUUGGUGAUCGAUCUAGGAGAGGUGGUAGAAUUUCUAAAACUGGCAAUAGCUGGUCUCGGUCAGCAGGAAGAAGCAGUGGGGAUGAUUGGCUAAUUGGGGGUAGAAGAUCAAGCAGGCCUUCAUCAUCAGACAGAGGUGGCUUUGGAGGUGCCUGCUUUAACUGCGGGGAAUCUGGGCAUCGUGCAUCAGAUUGUCCAAAGACUUCAAACAGGCGAAGCUUUUUUUAAGUUCCCCUCAUAUUUUUUGGGGCACUGCUUUGUCGAAGACGUGAACUACUGCCACCGUUUUUGGCCUGAUGGGUUCCGGAAAAUUGAACGAUGCUUUAAGAAAGAGUUACAGAAUCAAUAUGAAUUUGCAUCUCACGUGUUGGCGUGAUCUCCAUAGGGACCUCUUUUUGAUUCUCACUGAAAUAUUUAGUAUUUGUUUUGGGCAGUGGUAUUGGGUAAGAAUAGUAUUUUGACAGUUUGGUUUUGUAUCUUCUUUUUGGGGUGAGCUGGCGGGUUGUAUGGUCCUGUAUUCUACGUAACUUAACCAUGUUAUUUAUGAUCUUUUUGAACCUUCAUGGUUUAGGGACAGAAAGGAAAUAUGAAUGAAAGAUGAAAUGCCAAAGGUUUAUGCAGAA
Cajanus cajan (pigeon pea) is the source of this 2788-nucleotide messenger RNA. Its product is annotated as DEAD box RNA helicase (RH3). Gene Ontology annotation, molecular function: RNA binding; RNA helicase activity; zinc ion binding. Lineage: Eukaryota; Viridiplantae; Streptophyta; Magnoliopsida; Fabales; Fabaceae. The record is from RefSeq and is a predicted model, not a curated record. Gene Ontology annotation, cellular component: cytosol.